This is a messenger RNA of Staurois parvus, 419 nucleotides long. The record is from the annotation of a GenBank genome assembly. NCBI's taxonomy places the organism in Eukaryota, Metazoa, Chordata, Amphibia, Anura, Ranidae.
AUGACCUCGGCUUUCCCAUCUGACUACAUCCGCUCUGAUUCCCUCCUGGUACCUGACCUUGGCUUGAACCGACUACCCAGUAAACAUCCAAAUCCCGGAAGGUCUUGCAUACCACGCACAGGCGCCUCCUAUCUGCAGACCUAUCUCCGUGCACCAGCUGUGCUUCUGAGUGGACCACCAACCAGCACUCCUGCAGGCGACCUGUGCCACUUUGGGCCUGACUCCUGCUGUCCCAUUCUCAGGGGAGUCUGGAACUUAGCCGCAAGGGAAGUCCUCUCUCCAUUGGCCUCUCACACCAGGUACUUGACAGAUUAACACCAAAUUUUGCAUGAAAAUUGGCAAAAGUACAAGGGAACCUUUAGCUCUGUUACGACAAGCUCAUGGCAACCAUUCCGUCAAGAUAUCAAAUCUUUUUGAAU